GUUUUGAAAUGAUUCAGAAAAAAUAAUGUAUAGUCUUAUUAAGAUUAUCGUUGUAUUGUGGUCUGUAUCAGAUUUCGGUACAGCCUAUACGAGAUGCCCAACUGUUCCUCAGGACUGUGAAAUCGAAUGCAUUAAAUUUUUCUGGAACGAAAACAGAAAAUGCUCGACAUGUGACUGUGUACCGCUAGCAGGCACUACAGAAUUAUAUGAGGAAGACAUAAAGAUCGACGAUAAAACAGAAAAAGUUUUAAUGAAACUUCUGAAUUCAAAUGUGAGAGGAGCGGGCAAUGAUCAAAUAACGAAAUGGUUUUUAAACCGGAAUGGUGACAACUGGGAAAUCCCAUACGAGAUUGCCGGCAUAGAUUACGCAGUGGAAGCAAUUAAUCUAGCCAUUGCCGAUUUCCAUGCAAAUACUUGCAUACGAUUUGUUCAACGAGUGAAUGAAGAAAAAUAUAUCAGAUUUAUGAAUGGCGGAUCUGGAUCAUGUUGGUCUUAUGUUGGGGUCAGAAGCAACGGCAUAAACGAUGUAUCCAUCGGUAGGGGAUGCCAGCAAAAGGGAAUUGUAAUUCACGAGCUGAUGCACGCACUCGGAUUCUGGCACGAACAGUCAAGGCCUGAUCGAGAUAAUUACGUCACAAUAUUGUGGGAUAAUAUAAUAGACGGAAAAGAACAUAAUUUCAAUAAGCAUACCAAUAUAGAUAGUCUUGGCUCGAAAUACGACACUCUCUCGGUGAUGCAUUAUUCUAACGGGGCUUUCAGUAAAAACGGCCUGCCAACAAUAAUCCCCGCUGAUGGAAGUGAUACAUUACAAACUCAGCGUGAAGGAUUCGUUGCAACCGAUAUAGAGCAAAUAAAACGAAUGUACUGCGGCGACGUGGAACCGACAGUGGGGCCGACAACAGCAACACCUUGCUUGGAUCUAAUUAAAGUUAAAAAAUGCAGAAAGUUGGUAAAGAAAAAUAAGUGCAAUUCGAAAAAAGCUAAAAGGGUAUGUGCCAAGACUUGUGGAAUAUGUACUUCCGCCACCAAAGACAUACAACCCAAAGCAUAACAAUGAGAAGAUCCGGAUUUACAAAUAAAUAGUUAUUAUCAUAUAAUACAUUCAAGUCAGGAUUCCUUGCAUCAAUACUUUAAUUCAGUGCCGAACGAAAUAUGAGUUAGUGUUACAUAUAGAUUUGACACUAGCAUCACUAUUUCAGGCAAACACGAACUAUACUUACUAAUUGUGUUAUGGUGUUGAAAAUACUUCUAUAUUUGGUGGGUGUGUUUGGCUAUAUUUUUCCAUGUUCGUUUUACCUUUAUAUUUUUGUGGCGCCUAUAGCCUUGGUUUAAAAUAAAUGGAAUUUGAUAUAA
Messenger RNA from Styela clava, 1353 nucleotides. RefSeq names its product astacin-like. NCBI's taxonomy places the organism in Eukaryota, Metazoa, Chordata, Ascidiacea, Stolidobranchia, Styelidae. The record is from RefSeq and is a predicted model, not a curated record. Gene Ontology annotation, biological process: proteolysis. Gene Ontology annotation, molecular function: zinc ion binding; metalloendopeptidase activity.